Messenger RNA from Meleagris gallopavo (turkey), 1172 nucleotides. The record is from RefSeq and is a predicted model, not a curated record. NCBI's taxonomy places the organism in Eukaryota, Metazoa, Chordata, Aves, Galliformes, Phasianidae.
AUGGCAAGUUCUUCCCUGAAGCAACCAGCGGUUAUUAAUACUGAAUGUUUUGACUAUAAAUGGAUACAGCCGGCGGAGGAACGGGCGGCGCAGCGCGGCUCUCCUGCAGACAGCGCGUGGUCGGUGGCAGACAUACUGACGGAGGAGGACGAGCAGGACCGCGUCCCGCUGCAGAAACUCCGGCUGCUGGGAGAAUCAGAAGAACUGAGAGGCUUGCUGCUGAACCCACACCUCAGGCAGCUGCUGCUGACCAUUGACCAAGCAGAAGACAAAAGCUCUCUCAUGAAAAAAUACAUGCAAGAGCCACUCUUUGUGGAGUUUGCAGACUGCUGCUUGAGGAUUGUGGAACCCCCAGAGAAGGAGAACAUUGUUCCUGAGUGAGCUUGGGAAUAUUUUUUCGUUCUUCAGGUUUUCCUCUUACAAAAGCCAUUCUGCAGCGCCCCACGGUGCACUGUGCCAUGUAUUCCCUCCAGUUCGGUUGCUCACGAAUGUCAGCACUCUAAUUUUCAUUUUAGAGUUGAUAAACAAUGACAUGGUGCUGGACAAAUUUCCAGAUGCUAGGAAUUGAAUUUGGUAUUAUGUGGACUUGCCCUCUUUUGGUACAGAAAUCUUGUCACCUGUGGGAAAUACCACUUCCCAGUAACAAUUAUAUUAAAUAUACUGGCAUUUGUCUUAACCCACAAAAUGAACCUGAAAUGCUUUUGUUGACCUUGUUGAGGAUAGUCAUACGCCUUCACAAGAUAUUUAAGAGUUUAUUUAGAUGUGGCAUACACAGAAAAGCUGAACAUUUUCAAGACCCAUGUACAUAACGGAGGUGGUAUAGUGUGCCCUGAUGAGAACCUUGGACCCUCUGCAGAGGUAAUGCUGUUGGCUAGGUCAUGUUAGAAAUGCACAGAUCACAAUAUAUUUUGGUCCUGUAGAUAAAAAGCAAGAGUCUGGUCUUGCUUUUCCCUGAGACAUCUGCCUUUAGUGAUACAGUUGACUGCUACUUACUUCCUUGGUCACAGGUUACUAAAUGUUUGUGGUACCUCCCAACAAGAACUCAGCACACAUCAGAAGUGUUUGCCUUUUUUGCUAUCUCAUUACCAGCCUCUUGUUUUGACCAUGUACAGCUAGAAGUGUUCUGUUCAAGUAUAUACUCUUUAAAGCACUUGAUCUAUUUUCUCAUAGUA